AUUUGCAAACGGUGCAUUUUGUGUUUCUGAACGAGUGAAGGAGAAAAUAACGAUCUGAACUUUGUCUGGGGCAACAAGUUUUUCAAAAAGUUUUUCAAAACGUUAUUCGCGUCUGUUGAUGCGAUAGGGGACAAUUACAUCAAAAUUAUUCAAAAAAGGCGUUGCCAUGAGCUCCACUUCGUCUCCGGUUGGCCCAACCCCGAUGGAGAUUCGGGACGAUUCUAAGACUCCCACGCACCAUCUCUCGUUCAAUGGUGGCGAAGAUAGGGACAACUCUCCAGCUCCUAACAGAGCUGACGGUGAGCCAGCGCACGGAAAGAGAUCGGAGGGAGCGUCAGCCAGUACACGUCCGGACGAGGUUGAGGUGGACGUGGGAGCUUCGGAAAGGAAGAAAGAGGAGCGAGGAGCGGACAGGUUCUACGUCGGAGGGUAUGCCGUUGGCGGGAGCAAGGAGAACCGGGAAAGGCUGUCGCUGCUGGACUCUCCUCUCUUCCGAGCUGUGGGCAACGCGGACGCGGAUGCAGUGGACGAUCUCUACAAGAAAGGUGACGAGCGACGGUCAAGGCAGCCAGACAUUGAGCCUCCUCCCCUCGCAGACCCGCAUCAGAUCCUCAAGACAUACGACUGGGGCUGGUCCAUCAGCCACUUCGCGGCUGCUACUGGAAUGUACGAGAUCCUAGAGUGGACGGCCGAGAGGAGGGAGACGAAGGAGCUUCUCACGAGGGUCAACGACUGCGGGCUAACCCCAAUGCACUAUGCUGCUGCUAACGGACAAUAUGACGCGCUCGAGUUUCUGGUCCGAACUGUCCCUGGUUCUUGUUUCUCCCUCCGCAAAGCUCAAGGCUCUGACCGCACCCGCCUCAGAAUGCAUCUUCGCCGAGUGCAACGACGGCAGGAAGCCCAUCGACAUCGCGAGGAAGGGCAAGUGCAAGAGGCUUCUGACCGACACGCUAGCCAAGAGCGUGUUGAAGAGAAAGGCUUCCCCCGAGGGCCUCAAACUUCACAUGAGGUGCUUGUGAUUCCCGUCCUCCUCCUCCUCCUCCUCCCCUCCCCCUCCUUCCUUGCUGACCCCGUGACUCUUCCCUCCUCCGCCUUCACAUCCUCCUUUCCUCUUCUGGCCUCCUUCCUUGGCCCUCAUGCUGAAGCAGGAAAGGAGAAGAGAAGCCGAGCAUCCCUCCCCUCGACCCCGAUGAUCGCAUGGCCAACUCCGCCGGCUGCAGCUGCUGCUUUUGGAGGCGAAAGCCAGAUCGCGUGCCCGUCCUUCGCAAACAGGCAGUGGCGAAGGAGGAGAAGAAAGAUUUCCACGACAACGCCUUCUCAGUCAGCGGGCGCGAUCGUUUUCUCAGCGGGGGGCGAGAGAGGUUCCAUUCGGGCCGAGGGUCUUUGCCGGAAGAGACCAUCUACUAGGGGCCCCGGCAGUUCCUCCGCGCCUUCUAUAACAGUUUGCAGAGCUGAAAUAUUUUUCCUCCUUUACGUUACUGGGUUUGUCAAGAGUUGGGACUAGGGCGAUGGUUCAACAUGUCAGACUAUCUCAUUCAGAUUUGUAUUGCUGAGCUAUGAACAAAAAAGGCAUCCAAGCACU
Molecule: messenger RNA, 1582 nt
Organism: Guillardia theta CCMP2712
Lineage: Eukaryota; Cryptophyceae; Pyrenomonadales; Geminigeraceae
Exons: 12
Coding region: 167-1504 (445 amino acids)
Molecular function (GO): protein binding
Source: RefSeq, a predicted model, not a curated record